CGCCCUGCACAAAUCCUACCUUUGCCAUUUUGUAAGUCACCCGUCUCCCAUUAUCUAAAGCCCACCUCUUUUGAACCGUGUUCGCUAUGGAAGAGCCUUUGAAGUGCUUCACGAACUGCCUUCUUUGUAUCUCCGGCGAACUGGUUGCCCAGGACCUCUACUUCAGUUCCGAAAGAGGCAUCAUUACAGCGAACUACUACUACCGGAAGGACGGCGUCGAGAGAAUAGAUCUAAACGGCAGAAUUGUUGCUCCCGGCUACCUGGACCUACAAACCAAUGGCAUGCAAGGUAUUCAUUUCACGCAACUGGCUGCGGUCGGUGACCCGCAGGAAGACGAGCGCAAGCUAGAGACAGUCGGCAAGAUGGAGAGCUCUCUCGGUGUAACUGGCUGGUGGGCCACGGUACCUACGGUUUCGGCGGAAAGAUGGAAACAGAUAGUCCCAGUUCUGAGACCACGAUCAUUUGCCUCAGGAGCGGAUUUGCUCGGUGCCCACGUGGAAGGACCUUUCCUCAACAAGUCCAAGAAAGGAGCACACAAUGCUUGCUAUUUGCAAAUACCUACUGAGAUUUCUCCUUCGAAAUUAUACGAAGACAGUAAUCUCCACGACACCAUCAAAUUGAUAACCUUGGCUCCUGAACUACCAGGAGCCACCGCCUUGAUCGGCCAACUACAGGAAGACUAUCCGCACAUAGUGAUCUCCUUGGGACAUUCAGCAGGGACCUACGAAGAAGGCCUAGCCGCAGUACAGAUGGGCGCUCGAGCGCUGACUCACGUCUUCAACGCCAUGAGCCCUUUGCAUCACCGGAAUCCGGGACUCGCAGGGCUGAUGACGACGGGCAAAUGCUACUUCUCGGUCAUUCCUGACGGGAUCCAUCUGCAUCCGUCGGUGUUGACACUGUGCAUGCGAGCGGAGCCUCAGAAAUGCGUCUUUAUCACGGACAGUAUUGAGCUAGCGGGUCUGCCUGAUGGCGUGCAUCCCGGACAUGGGCAGAUAUCUGGGAAUCAGUACAGGCAGGGCAACAAAGUGACCAUGGAGGGCACAGAUACGCUGAUUGGCAGCUGCUGUACCCUUGAUGAAUGUGUUCGGAAUGCGGUGGCUUUCAGCGGGUGCAAUCUUGCUGAAGCCGUGCAAUGCGUCACGGAGAAUAUAGCCAACAUGAUGUCGGAGAGUAAAAGAGGGAAGCUGGAACCCGGGCGGAGGGCGGACUUUGUGGUUUUGAAUGAGGAGGGUUUUGUUCAAGAGACAUGGAUGGGUGGGAGCAGAGUGUGGUCGGACUCGUCGAGUUCAUGAUAUGCUAAUGUGGAUGGGCAAUUAAUCGUGAUUAUGGUGUUCGGGAGUAUCACGUAUGCAAGCUGCGAACGGGGAGUCUACUCGUCUGUUCUCGAGACGAGGACCACUUAGACGACGAUCAUUUAGGGCAAAUCGACCGAUGUCAGUGGCUAAAG
Exophiala xenobiotica is the source of this 1447-nucleotide messenger RNA. RefSeq names its product N-acetylglucosamine-6-phosphate deacetylase. Gene Ontology annotation, molecular function: N-acetylglucosamine-6-phosphate deacetylase activity. Lineage: Eukaryota; Fungi; Ascomycota; Eurotiomycetes; Chaetothyriales; Herpotrichiellaceae. Gene Ontology annotation, biological process: N-acetylglucosamine catabolic process. Bases 87 to 1292 code for a protein of 401 amino acids. The transcript has 2 exons. The record is from RefSeq and is a predicted model, not a curated record.